Molecule: messenger RNA, 4752 nt
Organism: Topomyia yanbarensis
Lineage: Eukaryota; Metazoa; Arthropoda; Insecta; Diptera; Culicidae
Product: sodium channel protein para-like
Exons: 17
Coding region: 1758-3482 (574 amino acids)
Biological process (GO): sodium ion transmembrane transport; membrane depolarization during action potential; neuronal action potential
Cellular component (GO): voltage-gated sodium channel complex; plasma membrane
Molecular function (GO): voltage-gated sodium channel activity
Source: RefSeq, a predicted model, not a curated record
CGUUGCGGAUUGCAGUUCAAACGAGCCACGAACGAGAACGGGUCGGGCUAAAAUUCGUUCUUACGCCAUACAAAAAAAAACUUUUUUUUGUGUGAAUUAGAAGCAGUAGAGCCAAAAGAAGAGGAAAAGCAGACCUACAGUGAAACGUUUAAACUGUUACAAGUUAUUUGACGCAGGAAAAGGAGCUAGAUUUCUUAGAAAUACUUAGAAACCCGAGGUUCCGUUUUUCCGCAGUGAAAAAAGUGUGUGUGCGCGAGAAGAAAAUUGUGCGAUUGAAGAACAUUGAAUCCGUCGAGGAAAUUGACUCGAAAAUCCUUCAGAAGUAGUAUUCCAACCGUGCGUACGAGUGAGCGAAAUAAAAAUCUGCCUUUGGAUUUUCCUUUAGUUUGGGGAAAAAAUAUACUCUUUUCGGAUGGCUUUUUUCGUGCCUCAUCAGCUUGUACCAGCAAAUGGAUAUAUUUUCCGCCACUGCUCCUGCUUAUUUCUGCAGCCAUAAUUUUGUGAAGGAACCAAUUCGAUAGAGAAAAGAAGAAAUUUUUGGAUUUCCUAGCUGCUGCUGCUGCCUGCCUGCUUUUUACUAUUUGUAGAUAUUCAAUGCCGUUCUGAGAUCUAAAGGAAAAGUAGAAUAUUUCGCAAUGUGCAUAGUCAUUCGCCGAGGAAUCAUUUGAGAAGUGUGCGGAAAAGUUAUAGUUUAUUGGAAAUCGAUUUCGGAAACACUCAUCAGUGUUCAUAGGAAAAAGUGCGUUGCUUUUUCCGAAGCAGUGGCGAAUAAGGAAGAGUUGUCCUGAAAAGGUGAAAUUUGAUUUCUGUGUCCAUUAGUGAUUUUCGAAAUCGAGCCAGUGCAGAAGUGAAUCAUUCCGAAUACUGUGUGUUCCACGCCUAAAAACCUUCGCCAAUCAAUAGCAUAGACUUCGGGUCCAGUUUUUUCAUCAUCAUCAUCAACGGAGUACGGAGCGAAGCCAAACUCAACGAUUUUUCGUGCAACGGAAGGAUAGAUGCGUCAUUUUCAACAUGGCGCCUUGUGUAUUACUGUGAUCUGUGGAACGAGAUUCAUGAGCCUCAUGCCAUCGUUGACGUUGACCACGCCAUGAGUGGCUUCCGUCGAGGGGGCCAAAUCUAGUUGAGGAUGUUGUUUUGUAGCUCUGUGAUUUUAUCACACCCUUAUUCUUUCCCAUUGGUUUACGAGUUAGUUUGAGAACAUGUGAUUUUGUAAUAGGUUUUUCGGUGAGAGGAUUUGUGCACUAAAAACUGUUUCGUGCGGUGAUGUUGAAGCUAGUGCGAGGAAAAGCAAGAUUGAUUCACUUGAAAACUAUUGUCAAAGUGAGAGUAAAGUAAACAGAGGGAUCUCGUUCUGCGGUUGUUUUGUAGUUGCGUGUGUGUGCGAGUGUUCAAACGCCACCGUUCGAUGUCCGAUUGCUCGCGCUAGAGGAAGAGGAAAAAACGCGGGCGGUCAUGAAAAAUUUUGCAUCAGAACGGAUUGUGUUGAGCUUUAGCUGCGACAGUGUUGCCGCCGCGACCGAAUUUGCUGCGUCUGUGAACUUUGUUUGUGUCACAGUCGUCAACGAAAGUGCAUUUGAAGAACCGAUGGAAAAUGUUUGAUUUUUCGUUUCAACAGGACGGCCCACCGUCCAAACUAGUUCCUGGGGCCCGAGUGAAUCCCUGGCCGCACCCAGUGCGUGCCCGCAUCGUGCCCCCUUAACGCAUCAUUGUUAGCAGGCCUUGGAAAUCUGAGGCUCUCAUUGUUGGCCAUAUAGACAAUGAACGAAGAUCUCGAUUCGAUAUCUGAGGAAGAACGUAGCUUGUUCCGUCCUUUCACCCGUGAAUCAUUACAAGUCAUUGAAGCACGCAUCGCAGAUGAAGAAGCCAAACAGCGCGAAUUGGAAAAGAAGCGAGCCGAGGGGGAGACUGGUUUUGGUCGGAAGAAAAAGAAAAAAGAAAUUCGCUACGACGAUGAAGACGAGGAUGAAGGUCCCCAGCCGGAUUCCACACUCGAGCAGGGAGUGCCACUUCCUGUUCGACUGCAGGGUGGCUUCCCUCCGGAAUUGGCCUCCACGCCUCUCGAGGAUAUUGACCCCUUUUACUCGAACCAGAGGACAUUCGUAGUAGUUAGCAAAGGAAAGGACAUUUAUCGUUUCUCCGCCACCAAUGCAUUAUAUGUACUCGAUCCGUUCAAUCCUUUACGUCGUGUAGCUAUUUAUAUUUUAGUGCAUCCACUGUUUUCACUUUUUAUAAUCACAACCAUCCUUACUAAUUGUAUAUUGAUGAUCAUGCCUGCUUCGCCGACAGUCGAAUCUACCGAGGUGAUAUUCACCGGCAUCUACACGUUCGAAUCAGCUGUAAAAGUGAUGGCGCGAGGUUUCAUAUUACAACCGUUUACUUAUCUUAGAGAUGCAUGGAAUUGGUUGGACUUCGUAGUAAUAGCAUUAGCAUAUGUAACUAUGGGUAUAGAUUUGGGUAAUCUCGCUGCAUUGAGAACAUUCAGGGUACUACGAGCUCUCAAAACAGUGGCCAUCGUUCCAGGUCUCAAGACCAUCGUCGGCGCUGUCAUAGAGUCCGUAAAGAAUCUCAGAGAUGUGAUAAUUUUAACAAUGUUUUCGUUAUCGGUGUUUGCUUUAAUGGGACUGCAGAUCUACAUGGGUGUGCUGACGCAGAAGUGCAUCAAGGAGUUUCCGCUCGACGGCUCGUGGGGCAACCUGACGGAGGAGAACUGGAACCGGCACCAUCAAAACGAGACCAACUGGUUCUGGUCGGAGGCUGGCGACACGCCUCUUUGUGGGAAUUCGUCAGGUGCUGGGCAAUGUGAGGAAGGAUAUAUAUGUUUACAAGGUUUUGGAGAUAAUCCAAAUUACGGGUAUACAAGUUUUGAUACUUUCGGAUGGGCAUUCUUAUCUGCCUUUCGUCUAAUGACCCAAGAUUAUUGGGAGAAUUUAUAUCAACUGGUGUUACGAUCAGCUGGACCGUGGCACAUGCUCUUCUUCAUUGUGAUUAUCUUCUUGGGUUCGUUUUACCUUGUAAAUUUGAUCUUGGCCAUUGUCGCCAUGUCGUACGACGAACUCCAGAAGAAGGCCGAAGAGGAAGAGGCCGCCGAGGAAGAAGCGCUUCGGGAAGCGGAAGAAGCGGCUGCAGCGAAACAGGCCAAACUAGAAGCCCACGCAGCGGCGGCAGCUGCGGCCGCGAACCCGGAGAUCGCCAAAAGCCCAUCGGACUUUUCCUGCCAUAGUUACGAGCUGUUCGUUGGCCAGGAGAAGAGCAACGACGACAACAACAAGGAGAAGAUGUCGAUCCGGAGCGAAGGAUUGGAGUCGGUGAGCGAAAUCACAAGAACAACCGCACCAACAGCUACUGCAGCUGGCACUGCAAAAGCCCGUAAAGUGAGCGCGGGGGUCACAACAUUGCAGAAGGUAGGUGUGCUACAUACAUACAUUCAACUGCAUUUACUCAUCUAUAUCGUAUUUAAGUAUCUCUGUUCACAUUUAACUUAAAAAUUUAUUACUAUUUACUAGUGUAAUUAUAACUCGUCCAACAAUUAUCAUUGAGUGACUGUCAUAACUGAUCCUAAUAAUAAUACAACACCCACGCGAUGUGCGUGUAUUUUGGUUAUCGAAGAAUUAGGUACACCGUGGACAGUUUGGCAAAGACGGUGUUCCGCUUAAUUAUUUUCUAAAAACUAUAAGGAAACAUUGCCUGAUGACGCAUUUAAUGAAAAUAAUUUCAACAGGCUUCUCUGCAUUCAAACACAUUUUUUCGUGCAGCGGCGGAAUCAAAGCUUUUAUAAGUACAUGCAAACAAGCUAUCUGAACUAGUGCCGAUCUCCAUCACGGUACUGACAAAUGAGAAUAAACCUGUUCGCAAUCAGAACAGAGUAUUAAGUUACGGUUCUCACUCAAAUGAAUAGAAAGAUGGUUCUCCCACCGGUUUCACUCAUUAGAAUCAUCAUUGAGAGGAAUUGAAAGUGACUGUCAUUUUAUUAACAGUAAUAAUACCGGUAACAUUCAUUACUAACAAUGAACUAGAAACAUAACAAAGCUGCCUUUCAGUGGCGUAGUAAGAAAAAUUUUCGGGAGGGGGGAUAUCAAUAUUUUUUUAUAUAUACAGUAUAUGUAUGUAUGUAUAUACGUUUUUCUACUUCUCUGCCGAUUUCCUACGUUAAGUAUGUGCAGAUUUGUACUGCUUAAGUAUUCCAUCAAUUCGGUGUCUCUCAAAUUGAUAUAUCAGCUGCCCCAAAUUAUGUGAUAGGCAUUUGCAUCACCACCGAUUAUGAGUGGAAACCUAUUUCUGCCACAGUAUGAUACAACCCUUUUGAAAUCAUCAGAAGGGGAUGGUUCAUUAUGUGACAAAAAUGCUGAACAAUGGACGUAUUUCUUGUUUGUGUCAUCAACAGUCAUAUUGACCGCGACAGCACAAAUAACGCGAGUUGUGUGGUCGGAUAUAAGAUAUACGUCUAUAGCACUAUUCGCUAGUAUACAUGCACGAGGCAUUUCACGUGGAUUUGCCAUGCCAUUUUUGUUAGAGUCUACGAAGACGGGGUUAAGUAGCUUUCCACAAUAGAAGGUCCUUUAUGGAAAGACGGCUCUUGAACCAAAGCUGUGGAAGCUUUUUCCUCCUGCACAAGACGUGAUAGAUAGUUGGAACUAAAUUUAUUUGAUUGAGAACCAUAACACAAUGAGUGUAUCCAUCAUAUUGAUUACUGUCUAUCUUUUCUUCACUUAUCAAUUAUGAUAGAUUUGCCAUCAACGCUGUGAUAGAGCUCUG